Molecule: messenger RNA, 2153 nt
Organism: Drosophila subobscura
Lineage: Eukaryota; Metazoa; Arthropoda; Insecta; Diptera; Drosophilidae
Gene: ChT
Product: high-affinity choline transporter 1
Exons: 5
Coding region: 102-1934 (610 amino acids)
Biological process (GO): acetylcholine biosynthetic process; transmembrane transport; choline transport
Cellular component (GO): plasma membrane
Molecular function (GO): choline:sodium symporter activity
Source: RefSeq, a predicted model, not a curated record
GGUCGCAUCCAUUUUGAGGUCGGUAAAUUAAUUUACACAAGCAGCGAGCAACCCGACUCGAUUACCAUUUCCAAGCCAAGGGCUCAGCGCGAUAUCCAAGGAUGAUUAACGUCGCGGGCUUCGUGAGCAUUGCGCUCUUCUAUGGCCUUAUCCUAGUGGUGGGCAUUUGGGCUGGUCGCAAGAAGCAAUCGGGCAAUGAUUCCGAGGAGGAGGUGAUGCUCGCAGGACGCUCCAUUGGCCUGUUCGUGGGCAUCUUCACCAUGACGGCCACCUGGGUGGGUGGCGGCUAUAUCAAUGGCACCGCGGAGGCCAUCUACACAUCGGGUCUGGUGUGGUGCCAGGCGCCCUUUGGCUAUGCUCUCAGCUUGGUUUUCGGUGGCAUCUUCUUUGCCAAUCCCAUGCGCAAGCAGGGCUACGUCACCAUGCUGGAUCCUCUGCAGGACUCGUUUGGGGAGCGCAUGGGCGGACUGCUCUUUCUGCCCGCUCUCUGCGGCGAGGUCUUCUGGGCAGCUGGCAUUUUGGCUGCUCUGGGCGCCACUCUGUCGGUCAUCAUUGACAUGGAUCAUCGCACUUCGGUCAUUCUGUCCUCCUGCAUUGCCAUUUUCUACACACUCUUCGGUGGAUUGUAUUCCGUUGCCUACACGGAUGUCAUACAGCUCUUCUGCAUCUUCAUUGGCCUGUGGAUGUGCAUCCCUUUCGCCUGGACCAACGAGCAUGUGGGCAGCCUGAGCGACCUGGAGGUGGACUGGAUAGGGCAUGUGGAGCCGAAAAAGCAUUGGCUCUACAUAGACUACGGGCUGCUGCUGGUCUUUGGUGGCAUUCCCUGGCAGGUUUACUUCCAGCGAGUGCUCUCCAGCAAGACAGCGGGCCGGGCUCAGCUGCUGUCCUACGUGGCUGCUGCUGGCUGCAUUCUGAUGGCCAUUCCACCAGUUCUCAUUGGUGCCAUUGCCAAGGCCACACCUUGGAAUGAGACUGACUACAAGGGUCCCUAUCCCCUGACUGUGGAUGAGACGAGCAUGAUCCUGCCCAUGGUGCUGCAGUAUCUGACGCCCGAUUUUGUCUCCUUCUUUGGCCUGGGCGCCGUCUCUGCCGCUGUCAUGUCCUCUGCGGACUCCUCCGUGCUGUCUGCCGCCUCGAUGUUUGCACGCAACGUUUACAAAUUGAUUUUCCGUCAGAAGGCAUCCGAGAUGGAAAUCAUUUGGGUAAUGCGCGUGGCCAUCAUUGUCGUUGGCAUUCUGGCCACCAUAAUGGCACUCACAAUUCCCUCCAUCUAUGGCCUGUGGUCCAUGUGCUCGGAUCUGGUGUACGUCAUUCUGUUCCCCCAGCUGCUGAUGGUGGUGCACUUUAAGAAGCAUUGCAACACAUACGGCAGCCUGUCCGCCUACAUUGUGGCACUGCUUAUCCGCCUGUCGGGUGGCGAGGCCAUGCUGGGCCUGCCCGCGCUCAUCAAGUAUCCCGGCUACGAUGAGGAGACGCAGGAGCAAAUGUUCCCCUUCCGCACAAUGGCCAUGCUGCUCAGCCUCAUCACACUCAUCUCUGUCUCCUGGUGGACCAAAAUGAUGUUCGAGUCGGGCAAGUUGCCGCCCAGCUACGAUUAUUUCCGUUGCGUGGUCAACAUACCCGAGGAUGUGGUGCGCGUGGGCGAUCCCGCAGAGUCCGGCGAGCAGCUGUCGGUGAUGGCUGGUCCUUUGGCACGUUCCUAUGGCGCUGCCACCAUGGCGGGCAAGGAUGAGCGCAAUGGACGCAUCAAUCCUGCCCUGGAGUCCGACGACGAUCUACCCGUGGCAGAGGCGCGACGCCUCAACCAGCAGACGGCCCAAGCGCAAGUCAAGAAGAUGCUGGACACGGCCACAGGCAGCGGUGGCGGACAGUUGAGUCAGUCCGGCAUGGGCAUGGCCAUGCCUACGCCAGAGCAGGACAACACGGCUUUCUGAGUGCAGUGGGAUUAAGGGAAGGAGUAAAUGUGAGGUCCGGGAGCCUGCAAGUAUGCUACACUUUUCCCCCAUUGAGUUUCUCCAUUUUUAGUUGCGCUUGUUAGGGAUCGAUAGGAAUUGGCUGGUACAGAAAGUAUUUAAACACACAAGUGCUCAGGGUAUAAAAAGUGCAGAAAGCUGAACCUAAAACUUAAAUAUCAUUUAGCAAAACAUUUAUAA